Messenger RNA from Linum tenue, 1745 nucleotides. NCBI's taxonomy places the organism in Eukaryota, Viridiplantae, Streptophyta, Magnoliopsida, Malpighiales, Linaceae. The record is from the annotation of a GenBank genome assembly.
AUGGACAUCAUUUCCCACCUCCCCGAAAUCCUCGUGGCUCUAGCCGCCGCCGCAUUCAUCCACUUAUGGCGGCUGGGCAACAAGCGGAAGCAGCAGCAAAACAACCCCAACCGCCGCGUCCCCGAAAUCCCCGGCGCCCUGCCUCUGGUCGGCCACCUCCACCUCCUCGGCGGCAACCAGACCCUCUCCCGGAAGCUCGCCUCCUUCGCCCACAAAUACGGCGACGUAUUCACCAUCCGCCUCGGCGCCAACUCCGCCGUCGUGGUCAGCGACUACGAGUCCAUGAAAGAAUGCUUCACCACCAACGACCGGAUCCUCUCCUUCCGCCCGGAAUCCAGCCAGGCGAAAGUCCUCGGCUACAACUACGCCGCCUUCGGGUUCGCCUCCUACGGCAGCUACUGGCGGGACAUGAAGAAGAUGCUCAUGACCGAGCUCCUCUCCGUCCAGCGAAUCAAGGCCCUCCGCCACGUCCAGAUCUCCGAGGUCGAUUUCCUCAUCACCGACCUCUACCAGCAGAGCAGCAGCGCUGCCGGCGACAAAGGCCGGCCGAUCGCGAUCAGCGAGGCCCUCCAGGGGUACGUGCUGAACAUCAUCACUCGUAUGGUCGCCGGGAAGAGGUAUUUCGACAAGACCAACGACGACCUCCAGGCCGUCUCCGGCGGGAGGCCCAUCGGCCAGGUGAUGAGGGAGUUCAUGCUCGUCACCGGAACCCUCGUCCCUUCCGAUUUGAUUCCGAUCCUGGGCUGGUUCGGGUUCCAAGGGGUGGUCAAGACCAUGAAGCGGGUCUCCAAGGAGCUUGAUGUCAUCAUGGAGAGCUGGAUCGACGAGCACAAGAGGAAACAAUCGACCAAAUCGGCCGCCAAUCCCGAUCUAAUCGACGUCAUGCUCUCCGAAAUCAAAGAGGAAGUCGCGUACGGUCACAAGCGUGAGGACAUUAUCAAGGCCACCGCUAUGUCUCUGAUCGUCGCCGGCUCCGAUACAACCUCGAUCACGCUGACGUGGAUCCUGUCCAACCUGCUAAACCACAAGCGAGUGAUGAAGCUGGCACAGGAAGAGAUCGAAACUAAAGUCGGGACGGACCGGUGGGUCGACGAUUCCGACAUCGAGAAGCUGACGUAUCUGGGAGCGGUGAUCAAGGAGACGCUGCGAAUGUACCCGCCGGGCCCACUCUCCGUGCCUCGAGAGGCGUCGGAGGACAUCACGAUCAAAGGAUACCACGUCCCGAAGGGCACUCGCUUCCUAGCCAACUUCUGGAAGCUGCACAGGGAUCCGAAGGUCUGGUCCGACCCGGACGAGUACAAACCGGAGCGGUUCCUGGCCGCCAACGCCAACAUGGAGAUAUUCGGUCAGCAGUUCGAGUACCUUCCGUUUGGGUCGGGGAGGAGGGGAUGCCCGGGGAUUAAUUUCGGGAUGCAGGUGACGCAACUGACCUUGGCGAGGCUGCUUCAAGGGUUCGAUUGGGGUACCCCAAAUGACAAGCCGGUGGACAUGACGGAAGGAUUGGGAAUCGCCCUUCCCAAGGCCAAUCCUCUGGAGGUCGUCCUAACCCCACGCUUUCCUCCGCAGUUCUAUAAAUCUUAGAUUUACCAGAUUUUGAGCCAAAAAAAAGUGACGAUGGAAUAAUAAUGGUUGGGAUUUUCGCAUAUGCUUUCAUUUAUUUAUCUCUAUGUACGUAGCCCCGCUUAUGUUAUGCAAAUUUAUAUAUAUGUGAUAUGUGUAAUGAUAGUUUCUCUAUGUUCUGUGUA